ACAAAUUGCAGUUUGGCAGCCAACAAUCCGCAUCAAAACAGGUUCACAAAAUUCAAAAAGAUACAACCAAAAACCAACCAAGAAAAAUUUACAAACAUGAAACUCUCCUGCACAUGGCUUACUUUCAAUUUGGCUCUUUUGGCCAGCAGAAAUGGCGCAGAAGCUCGCCGUCUUGGCCAGCAUGGACCGGGUAUGGAAGAUUUGAUCAGCUAUGAAUCUACCGGUGGCACUUCUGUGUCCGUUCCAAGGCAAGAUCCUGCAGCGUCUUCAUCCUCUCCUGUAAAGGGAGGUGUCUACGUGAAUAUGAACCAAAUUGAUAAUAAUCAAGUCGCUGCUUUUCGACGCAGUGGCCUUGACGGAGAUGAGCUGGAGCACGUUGGCAACUACGACACUGGCGGCGAGGGAUUCCCUUACAAGAACGAUAUCCUGUUGCCUGACAACGCCCUUGGAACCCAAGGCGCCUUGUCUGUGUCAGGGGACUAUGUGUUUGUCGUCAAUGCGGGCAGUAAUUCCUUUUCUCAGUUCAAGAUCAACACAACAGACAUGUCUCUGUCGCUCAUGGGAGUCACCCCGACUCCUCAAAAAUUCCCUUGUACUUUGGAUGCUCGGGUGGAUCUUAAUACGGUGUGUGUAGCCAUGUGUGCUGGUGAGGGUGCCAUUGCCUGUUACGAGAUUUCCGAUGAAGGCGGUCCAUUGGCAGAAGUCACCAAGGUUGGCGAGGGGAGCGUUCUCACCGAGAUCCACCGUGUGCCCAGCUUGGGAAUCCCAAUUGGACAAGUCCCCGUGGGCAAUCCAGAAGAUCCCGCCAACGAAACCAGACCCGGAAUUAAUGUCCUUGUCAAUGUGAAGCAGAUUCUCUUCACUCCCAGAGGUGAUGCCCUGUUUGUGGCCAUUUUCGACCAGGGCAUUUGGGUUUUCCCAACGGAACAAGAUGAGAGUAGCACAGGCGUUGCCUUGGGUACACCCGUGCUUCAUUCGAUUGAUUCGGGCGACCUGUCCUUCCAACACAGACCCUUUUCCUUUGCGUUCCAAGAGAAAUCUUCUGGGAGUCUUCUUCUUCAUGUCCAGGAUCCCUUUGCCACAACUGCUGGGGAGCUCUUUUUUCCACCCAACAUUGGCGUAGCGUUGUCGGCCGGUGGCACCCUUUCUACGUACCGAGUCGAAGGAUCCGGCGCCAACACGAGCUUUGUCGUAAUCAGUCCUCAGAUUGGUGCCGGACAAAAGGGCUCGUGCUGGUGCGCCUAUAACAACGGGACCGUCAUUACCACCAACACCGCCGGAGGGACGAUUACGGUAUUCCGCGAAAUGGAGAUUCUAGGUGAGGGUAUUUACGAUGUGGCAGCAGCAGCAUUGAAGGGAACCGAAAAGGAUCUUGGUGUGGUUGGCUUCAAUGGAGGCCCCUUUGCCAACUCGGGUGGAUCGCCCAUCUCGGCCAUGCCAGUCGAUGUGGCCUUUAGCCACGAUGGUGCUUACUUUUAUGUUCUCAAUGAAGCCGCCGUGGGAAUCGAUAUUUAUUCGGUGGACCCAACCGAGAACACCGUCACCAAUUCGGAGGAUCGAGCCAAGCAUGUUGGCUUCAUUGCAAUUCCUGGCGUGCCACACCCUACCAGUGACAAGACUUUGGCAGGUGACGAUGAAGAGUGGAAGCGCCAGAUUGACUAUUGGCAGGCAUGGAGCGGUGCCCUAGGCAUGCAAGGGAUGGAUACUUAUCCACGCCCACGUGCUUAAGCCGAACAUUCGGUAUACGAAGUCGAGUAGAUACAGUUAAAAAGACUGAUUCUAUGUAAAAUGAAUGCAUAAGAUUAGAAAAACCAAAGAAAGGAUACAAA
Messenger RNA from Seminavis robusta, 1829 nucleotides. The record is from the annotation of a GenBank genome assembly. Lineage: Eukaryota; Bacillariophyta; Bacillariophyceae; Naviculales; Naviculaceae.